AUGAAAACCACCAACUGCAGUGUCAGCUCGGCCCCAGCCGUCAGCAGCAGCAGCACAGAUUCGCUAGCCACAGGCCAGAUGGCUGCAGAUGCUGAGAGUCAGACACAGACCUCUCGCCUGAUCCUAGACAUCAUUUUUGAGUAUGCACUCAACAAAUUCGACGAUUCACGGGAGCGGCUGGAGGGUGGGAGCACACGCUUUCUGGCCGUCAUCGCCAGAUUUGUUGCUGCGGGAACCAGGGUCGAGGCUUGUCUUCCCGCAUUCCCGUUCAAGUCUGCAAACAGGGUCUACAAGGUUCUCGGGACGCUUCCAGAUAAGGCGGAGGAGCUGGCGCUGGAACGGCUCAACGACAUGUGCCGGCGCAUCCAAGAGGUGUAUCCACCCGGAGCUCGUGUAACCAUUAUUUCUGACGGCAUCACUUACAACGAUCUUUUAUCCAUAUCUGACCGAGAUACCUGGGCUUAUGGUCGAUCUCUGCGCGAGCUGGCCUCCAAGAGAAACUUCGACAAUGUUGCCUUCUCCAGAAUCAAGGAUCUUUUGGAUUUGCCGCUUCCAGAGACGCUAACGGAAAUCAUGUAUAUUGCAAACUGCACAUCCUUCAGGCGAGAGCUGCUCAACAAAUACGGUAAAGAUGAUCUCGACAUCGACUCUGAGAUCGCAAACAACCCCGAUACCAAGCUGACAUAUCUCGGAUACAAAAGAUUCCUAGAGUCUGAUCUCAAGUACAUAUUUCCCCAAGGACCGGAACGUGGAGCCAAUGAGUACAAGCGGGACUGCAAGUAUAUUGCUAAGCAGAUGCUAAUCAGAGGCUACGCUUUCGCCCAAGCGAUAAAGCACAACUACCCAGAUCACCUGCGCCUUUCCAUACACGAGUCGGUGGCGGGCCUGAAGCUUUCGAUAUGUCUGCUCAAUACCAAAACCGGUUUUACAACCCCGUGGCACUGCAGCGUGGCUCAGCUGACAGACGGAGAAUGGGUCAGUGCGCCGAUGGGCGAGUUUACCAAGGAUGAGAGAAUGGAGCUUGUUGUUGAAGACGGACGGCCCGUGUAUUUUCGCCAGAAGCCCUCGAAUGAUGAUGAGAGUCCGACAGUAAAUUACCUGCAGGAGGCGAAACAGAUUAACAUGAGCGACUAUCUCAGCUCAGCGUCCACAUCAAGGACUGUCUCGCCUAGAGUCCCAUCGCCGAAGAACUUUGAGACCUUUUCACCGAGGGAAGAUGCCAUGAGUACUAGGGCGAGUACACCAGAGACGAAUAGCCCGGUCACUUUGGCCACGGCAGACAUUCUGAUUGACAGUGCCAACGAGAAUGAGGUCUCUCCCCAGGCAGAGAAGAGUAAGGGAGUGGAUGGAUCAUACGGUAGACGGCUCAUUCCUCAGAUCAUGGACAGCUUGGCGGCAAGAGAUCCCGGGCGGAUUGUCUUUUCCCUCACUACAACGAGAGAUGGAUCGCUUGGACGUCUUGAUGUAUCUGCAAAGACAUUCACACAAGCAGUGGACAGGCUUGCUUGGUGGAUCAAAAGCCAGGUCGGCACCAGCUCAUCGAUUAAGCCUGUGGGAUACAUUGGGCCACACGAUCUUCGACAUGUAUUGUUGACAUAUGCAUCCGUCAAAGCCGGAUACUCUGCCUUAUUUCUAUCGCCAAAGAAUAGCACCGAAGGAGCCUUGGCGGUUCUCGACGCCACCAGAUGCGAUAUAUGGGCUAAUGCUGGCGAAGUGCCUCUCAUCCCUCUCGUGAAGGAAUUGUUGGAAAAGCGACCUAUGCAGCUUUUGGAGCUUCCCCUGCUGGACGACUUGCUGAGUGACAAGCCGACAGACCCAUUUCCCUACACCAAGACAUUCGAAGAGGCCAAAGAUGAGCCGUUUUGUUAUCUCCACACGUCGGGCACAACCGGUGUCCCGAAGCCUAUUCCUUGGUCUCAUGGCCUGAUUGGCACUAUGGAUGCAGUGAGAUUGCUGCCGCCAGUAGAAGGUGACCAGGGGCUGCUCCCGUGGACUGCAGACUGGAAAGCGGGCGACAAGAUUUAUUCCAGCUUUCCAAUGAGUCAUGGGGCUGGGAUCAUCAUGGAUAUCAUGAUGCCGGCACUAUUCGACCUGCAGUGCGUCUUGGGUCCGGUAGGAGUGUUACCCAACAUCAAUCUUAUCGAGAAUCUGGCAGAGAACAUGGACAUUGACAUCUGGAGCAUGGUUCCCUCCUUGGUUGAUGAAUUGGGCGAAACGCCAGAAGUACUCGCCAAGCUGCGAAAAUCCAAGUUCAUCUGUGCCUCUGGGGGGCCUGUGAGCCCAACGAGCGCCGGAAAGGUAAAUGAUGUUAUCCGGGUGCUUAAUCUUACUGGAACAACGGAAGGCUUGUUUAUCGGUAAUUUGGUGGUCCCGAGAGAAGAUUGGUACUGGUUUUGCUUCCAUCCUUACUCGGGCUUUGAGUUUAAAGAAGUGGAAGAGGGCACAUACGAGCAUUGGGUGCACCGCAACGAGCACUGGCCACUUUUUCAGGGAAUAUUCCAGACUUUUCCUGAGAAAGACUCUAUCAACUUUAAGGAUCUCUACAGAAGACAUCCAUCCAAGCCAUAUCUCUGGGCGUUCAAGGGUAGAAGCGAUGAUCUCGUCGUGUUGUCCAAUGGAUACAAGAUAUCGCCGCUAGAGACCGAGGCUUCUAUAACAACGCACCCGGCAAUCAUGGGCUGCCUUAUAUUUGGUACUGGAAAGCCACAGGCGGGGCUGUUGAUUGAGUUGAAGGAUGGCUACGAGAAGACAGACGAGCUUCUUGAUAGCAUUUGGGAUGCCGUCAAGCAGGCAAACUCACAAUCGAGACACAAGGAUCAGCUGCUCAGAGAUUUUGUCACCUUCUCUGAACCCGACAAGCCAUUCGUCCGUACCGACAAGGGAACAAUCAAGCGCCCAGCCACGCUGGCACUAUACGGAGAUUAUAUUGACCGCUUCUACGGCUCUCGAAGCGACGAGACGACCAGCUCUAUCUCUAUUGACACCACUUCUGCUGAUGCAAUUCAAAGUGGCCUUAAAACUAUCUUUUCUUCAGUGCUGCCUGAAAUUGAUCACGCCUCACAAAUUGCCAACUUUUUCGAUCUUGGCUUGGACUCGCUUGGAGUGUUUUCAGUUGUCAAGUCCAUCCGAGCUGCAACCGGCCUAGACGAGCAUCUUGCCCCACGCCACAUCUAUGCCAAUCCCAGUCUGGCGAGUCUUUCUAUUGCCAUCAAACGUUUGGCGGCGACUGUCAAAGCUGAGUUGACAAAGGAUGCUGCUGCAGAGGAAGACGAGGUCGUGGUAAAAAUCGCUCAAGAGGCGGCACAGCACAAAGCUCGCCUGUCGUUCCCCUUGAAUGCGCUCGACUAUGUCAAUCCAAACCAUGGCAUGGGUCUCAUGUUCUACUUUUCACUGCACGACGGAAUUGCAUUUCAAGAUGUCUUCGAUAACCUUCAGCAAGGCCUCAACCGGACCUUUGACAUGAUACCCGCACUUGGCGGUAAGAUGAUGAAGCGCUCAGAUCAGGAAAUCGGCUACAUCAAGGACGACCUAUGCGUUACUAUCCCCCCACUAUCAAUGGCUGCAACUGCGCAUAAUCGGCUUGUAUACAAGAAUCUUUCCGAUGUCCUCCCGGCUUUCGAUGUGCUGAGAGAUGCAGGCUUUGCAACCUCACUGUUCUCUGAUAGUCUCGUUUUGAGAGAUGAUCCCUUUCCAGCCUUCCCUGCAGAUAUUUUCGUUGGGCAAGUCAAUUUUGUCAAGGGCGGAUGUAUCAUCGCUGCCGAUCUUAAUCACUGCUGCCUCGAUGGCGUUGGCGCUGUCAUAGCGAUAAAGGCAUGGGCAGAGAAUUGUAGAUACCUGCAAGGAGAUGCUUCGGCUACGUGUCAGUGGUAUGACCCCGAGAGCUUCAACCACAGCCUGCCAGAGAUCGUUCACAAGCAGGAAGGAUGGCCCAGUUCAAUGGACGAAGUUGAUCCAGCGGCAUGGGACGUUUUACCAUUCUUUCCGCCGAGCAAUAACCAGCAAGCGAAGGCUACAGCUCCUCAGCCCGAAAUCCACCCUCGAUACGGAUUUCCUCUACACAAUGUCUGGCCCUUGCCUCGUGCUGAGCGGUGCAUGACCACCACCAUGUUCCUCAUCAGUGCUGACAAGCUCGAGAAAAUGAAAGAGAGUGUGGCGUCCGAUAAAUCUGUCCCGGGAAUAUAUCUGUCAAUGAGCGACAUUCUCCAGGCCUUUUUCUGGCGAGCCGCCACCAGGGCACGUUAUCGUGUUGCGAAGGAGAUCCGGAAACAAGGUUUCAAUUCUGAGGCAAAGUCCAUACUGGAACUCCCCACAGACGGUCGGCCUUACUUUUCCUCUCUUCUGCCUUCAACUUAUAUGGGCAGUGUACUCGUUAUGAACAGAUUCAGCAUGGAUCUUGAGGCACUGUGCUCCCCUGAUACAAGCAUAGGCCGCAUCGCCUGGCUACUCCGCCAGUCCAACGCGCGAAUCACCCCCUCUCUUAUCCACGAUGCUUUUACCAUCCUGCAAAAUCUCCCCGACCAUGGCAGGUUCUCAACAGCCAACAUGGGCCUUGAGCACAUGAACUCUAUGAUCUCCAACAUGCUGCUGUUCCAGAUGAGCGAGAUAUCUUUCGGCGACAAGUUCUUUGCAAACGGUGGUUCGCCAGAGUCAAUGCGUCCACAAGUUGAACGAGGCAACGGACGGUUCCGAUUCCUAAUUAUUUUGCCUAUGAGGAAGGAUGGAGGAGUGGAACUUAUGCUGGGGACGCACCCUGAGGAGUUGGCGAUGCUUGCGAAGGAUGAAGAGUUUAUGAAAUAUGCUGAGUUGAUGGGUACAGAGGCUUGA
Messenger RNA from Trichoderma gamsii, 4824 nucleotides. Its product is annotated as transferase family protein. Lineage: Eukaryota; Fungi; Ascomycota; Sordariomycetes; Hypocreales; Hypocreaceae. The transcript is spliced from 6 exons. The record is from RefSeq and is a predicted model, not a curated record. Bases 1 to 4824 code for a protein of 1607 amino acids.